AGGAGAGCCGGAGGAGGGGGAAGGAGGGAGGGGAGAGCAGUGGCGGCGGCUGCGCCCGGCUGUGUGUCUCCAGCCGCCGGAGGAAGAUGAGGCUGAAGAUCGGGUUCAUCUUACGCAGUUUGCUGCUGGUGGGAAGCUUCCUGGGGCUGGUGGUCCUCUGGUCCUCCCUGUCCCCGCGGCUGGACGACCCGAGCCCGCUGAGCAGGAUGAGGGAAGACAGAGAUGUCAAUAACCCCAUGCCUAACCGAGGAGGCAAUGGACUAGUUCCUGGGGAUGACAGAUUCAAACCUGUGGUACCCUGGCCUCAUGUUGAAGGAGUAGAAGUGGACUUAGAAUCUAUUAGAAGAAAACACAAGGCCAAAAAUGAACAAGAGCACCAUGCUGGAGGAGAGAACCAGAGAGACAUAAUGCAGAGGCAGUAUCUCACUUUUAAGCCUCAGACAUUCACCUACCGGGAUCCUGUGCUACGCCCCGGGAUCCUCGGUAACUUUGAACCCAAAGAACCUGAGCCUCAUGGAGUGGUUGGCGGCCCUGGAGAGAAUGCCAAGCCAUUGGUUUUGGGACCAGAACUCAAACAUGCAGUUCAAGCCAGCAUUAAAGAGUUUGGAUUUAACAUGGUGGCAAGUGACAUGAUCUCCCUGGACCGCAGCGUCAAUGACCUACGGCAAGAAGAGUGCAAGUAUUGGCAUUACGAUGAAAACCUGCUCGUUUCCAGCGUUAUCAUUGUUUUCCAUAAUGAAGGAUGGUCAACCCUCAUGAGGACAGUCCACAGUGUCAUUAAAAGGACUCCAAGGAAAUAUUUAGCAGAAAUUGUGUUAAUUGAUGAUUUCAGCAAUAAAGAACACUUAAAAAAAAAACUAGAUGACUAUAUUAAGCUGUGGAAUGGCCUAGUAAAGGUAUUUCGAAAUGAGAGAAGAGAAGGUUUAAUUCAAGCACGAAGUAUUGGUGCCCAGAAGGCUAAACUUGGGCAGGUUUUGAUAUACCUUGAUGCCCACUGUGAGGUGGCAGUUAACUGGUAUGCACCACUUGUAGCCCCCAUUUCUAAGGACAGAACUACAUGUACUGUGCCUCUAAUAGAUUACAUAGAUGGGAAUGAUUAUUCCAUUGAACCACAACAAGGUGGGGAUGAAGAUGGUUUUGCCAGAGGGGCCUGGGACUGGAGUUUACUAUGGAAACGUAUUCCUCUAAGCCACAAGGAAAAGGCCAAAAGAAAACAUAAAACUGAACCUUAUCGAACCAUUUGCACUGUGCCGAUUAUAGAUGUCAUAAAUGGCAACACAUACGAAAUUGUACCCCAAGGGGGUGGUGACGAAGAUGGGUAUGCCCGAGGAGCAUGGGAUUGGAGUAUGCUCUGGAAACGGGUGCCUCUGACCCCUCAAGAGAAGAGAAUCAGAAAGACAAAAACUGAACCAUAUCGGUCCCCAGCCAUGGCUGGUGGAUUAUUUGCCAUUGAACGAGAGUUCUUCUUUGAACUGGGUCUGUACGAUCCAGGUCUCCAGAUUUGGGGCGGUGAAAACUUUGAAAUCUCAUACAAGAUAUGGCAGUGUGGCGGCAAAUUACUGUUUGUCCCUUGUUCUCGUGUGGGACAUAUCUACCGUCUCGAGGGCUGGCAAGGGAAUCCUCCGCCCAUUAAUGUUGGGUCUUCUCCAACGAUGAAGAAUUAUGUUAGAGUUGUUGAGGUCUGGUGGGAUGAAUAUAAAGACUACUUCUAUGCCAGUCGUCCUGAAUCAAAGGCAUUAGCAUAUGGAGAUAUCUCUGAGCUGAAAAAAUUUCGAGAAGAUCACAACUGCAAAAGUUUCAAAUGGUUCAUGGAAGAGAUCGCUUAUGAUAUCACCUCACACUACCCUUUGCCACCCAAAAAUAUUGACUGGGGAGAAAUCAGAGGCUUUGAAUCUGCUUACUGCAUUGAUAGCAUGGGAAGGACAAACGGAGGCUUUGUUGAACUAGGACCCUGCCACAGGAUGGGAGGGAACCAGCUUUUCCGAAUCAACGAAGCUAAUCAACUCAUGCAGUAUGAUCAGUGUUUGACAAAGGGGCCUGAUGGAUCAAAAAUCAUGAUUACACACUGUAACCUAAAUGAAUAUAAGGAAUGGCAGUACUUCAAGAACCUGCACAGGUUUACUCACAUUCCUUCCGGAAAGUGCUUAGACCGCUCAGAUGUCCUCCAUCAAGUGUUCCUCUCCAACUGUGACUCCAGUAAAAUGACUCAGAAGUGGGAAAUGAAUAACAUCCACAGUGUUUAGAAAGAAUAAAAGAAACCAAUAACCUACCUACUGACACGUAAAUUUUCACAGGACUGAAAACCGCCUGAAACCUGCUGCAACUAUUAUUAACUCUGUACAGCUCCAAACCCAGCACCUCCUGAUAGGUUUGAAGGACAUUGAUAAACUGUGAUUUUACAAUAACAUUGUCAUCUGCAGUUACUGUUUACAAAACUGCUUUUACCUUAAACUUUAUAGAUGUUUACAUCUUUUUGUGUUGUGUUGUUUUAAGAUGUUGGUAAUUUGUGCAUUUAUAUCUGUUCAGAACAGAGCUAAAAGCAUCAUUGUCUUCUUUGGGAUUACACUCAGGGGUCUGACAGGCAGUUUCAUUUUUUUUUUUUUAACACACUUGAAAAAAGGUUGGAGUAACCAGACUUUCAUAUAUAACUUGGUGAUUAUCAACCUGUUGUGUCUUUAUUUAAUUUUACAUCUUUUUGAAGCACUGCCACAGGUUAUUAGCCAAGGUGGCCUUCCUUCACCGUCAUGCUGCUUUUUUGAAAGGUGAAUUUCAACACAUUUAGUGCCUCUUUCAUUUUCUCAGUAUAUAUUUCAAGAGCUUUCAAUGAAAUGUAUAGGAUGGUAAUGAUGGAAUUGUCACCAGUAAAUACUUUUACUACUCAGAAAUGAAUUUAUGUGCUACCAUUUGCUCUGAGAUCAAAUGUUGUAUGGCUUGAAAAAAAAUUAACAACUUGAAACCCCAAGGCUCUCCCAUAGGAAUUGAAGAUUGUAUGGCAUUAAGUUCCUUACUUGCUGGCAUUCCCACUGCCCUCUGUUAAUACCAACUCCUAAAAGAGCAGAAGGGUCUGCCAACUAGAAAAAAAUUGACCAUUGACCUCUGGAAUUUACUUUCCCCCAAUACCUGUCAUUAUAGAAAACUAUGAUUCUCAGUUUCAAAUCUUAAAAUGGGGGAGAGGGAGGUAACAAAAACAACAAAACACUGCUGUAAACAAACAUCAAAGGUUCAUUCUGAAGAAUUUUCAAGCCCUUGUUAAAUGAAGCCUUACAAAGCUCCUGUGCAUUAUAACCUAAGCUGUGCAACCUUUCAAGCCAAGAGUGAAUGGAUGUUUUAUUUAUAUCUUCAUCCAAAUAAAAUUCCCUGCACAUUUUUUAAAAAUUUAAAUAGGCUAUUUAAAAAUACAGUUCAUUGACAAAUAUGAACUCCUUUUUGUUAGAUUGUUAGUUCCCUAAUCUUUAUUUUUUUAUUUUUUCCCCCUAAUCUUUAUUAAUUCUUUUAGGAAGUAUAUUUCUAUUAGUAUUUUUCCAGUGAAAAGAAGACUUGUUUGGAUUUAAACAUUUACUAAGACAGUAUAGGAAAACCAAAUACUGGAGAUGAUUGAUUAGAUUUUUAUUUCUAACGAAAUACUCUUUUAUUGCUCAAAAUAUUAAAAUGCUAUGUUAAGCCUGAUCGGCGUGACUCAGUGUUUGAGCAUCAACCUUUGAACAAGGAGGUCACAGUUCAAUUCCUGGUCAGGGCACAAGCACUGUUGUAGGCUUGAUCCCCAGUAGGGGGCAUGCAGGAGGCAGCCAAUCAAUGAUUCUCAUCAUUGAUGUUUCUCUCUCUUUGAAAUCAAUAAAAAUAUAUUUUUAAAAAUAAUAAAAUGUUAUGUUAAGGGGGGGGCAAAUAACAUGAGUUGGGGAAUGGCAAGUAAAUUAAGCAUUUUUGAUCCUGUAAUUAUGAUAUCAUUACAAUGAAUGGAAUUCACAAACUACUGCCAGAGGGAAAUAUUUUUCAUUAAAGCUCAAAAAAGAAAAAAACAACAACAAAAAAACAAAAACCUACAUUUGUUUAAAUGAAAAGUCUACAAAUCUGUUUCUUCCAAGGCUAGUCCUUAAAUUUGGAGAGUUAAACAUCCUAAACAGAAUUUUAUUUAUAAUUUUGAAUUGUCUAUUUGUAUUUUGCUACUGAUCUAUAAUCAACCAUUUUAACUUUCAUUCAUCUCUAGAGAUGUUUAAAAAGGAGUAAAUUUAUAUGCUUAAAUAAUUGCAAAAUAAAUCAACUAUAAGAAAGAAAAAGAAUUGGUACUUUAAUUGUGUGUUUGCAAAUAGGUUCCAUUUUUCUUGUUGAAUAAAUUAUAACCUUGUUAACUAUGCAUAGGCCUAAGAAAGGUGGCACAUAAACUGUGCAUGUAAAUUUUAAAUGGAUAUUUUGUGCAAUUCGUAGAUAAUCUAUGAAAAUGAUUCUCUAUAUUGAAAUCAGAAACCUUACCAAACACACACAAAAAAAACAACAUCAGAAGCUGCUGCCAUAAUGACUAUUUUCUACUGUAGGCUGCUUUGGAAAUAAUUCCCAUAUCCUUGCUUUGUAAGUUGAUAAUAUCACUAUGCAUUUCUACACAUUUUAUAAAUUUGAUUUGUGCAGAUUUUGAUACACUGUAUGUUUCUGUAGAAAUUAUAUAAAUAUUCAGAAUUUUAUUAGGGAUAAAUUUGAGAAGUUUAUGUAUAUCUUAAUUAUGGGUUGCUUGUUUUUUAGAUGAGAAAAAAUAAAAUACUGUAUUUUAAUUCA
Myotis daubentonii (Daubenton's bat) is the source of this 4764-nucleotide messenger RNA. It is a transcript of the gene GALNT7, whose product is annotated as polypeptide N-acetylgalactosaminyltransferase 7. NCBI's taxonomy places the organism in Eukaryota, Metazoa, Chordata, Mammalia, Chiroptera, Vespertilionidae. Gene Ontology annotation, cellular component: Golgi apparatus. Gene Ontology annotation, biological process: protein O-linked glycosylation. The record is from RefSeq and is a predicted model, not a curated record. Gene Ontology annotation, molecular function: polypeptide N-acetylgalactosaminyltransferase activity.